Messenger RNA from Saccostrea cuccullata (small rock oyster), 4536 nucleotides. Its product is annotated as serine-rich adhesin for platelets-like. NCBI's taxonomy places the organism in Eukaryota, Metazoa, Mollusca, Bivalvia, Ostreida, Ostreidae. Gene Ontology annotation, biological process: proteolysis. Gene Ontology annotation, molecular function: metalloendopeptidase activity. The coding region runs from base 43 to 3261 and encodes 1072 amino acids. The transcript is spliced from 19 exons. The record is from RefSeq and is a predicted model, not a curated record.
UGAAUCGACAACGAAGAUUCAAGUGACUUGCAAUGCUUUUUUAUGGAUUUGUUGAAUGUUAUUGGAUAUUUGUUUCUUACGAUAUUUGUAGAAUAUGCCACCACAUUGAAACAUUUUGGAAACUAUGAUGAGGAUUUGACGUACGGGAGGGUACAUCACCUCUUUCCCACAUCGAGAUGGAGACGAAGGACAAACUGGUCACCUCCUCGACCCAGUCUGUUUGUAGAGGUCGAAGGUCGUCCGCUGAGACUGUCCUUGACCCUUAACCAACGUCUGUCUGGGUGUGUCAUGGUCUACCCUCAAAGAGAGAAUAUCUGUAGUAAAGAAGAGAAAGUUGACUUGUAUCAGGACCCACUUCAUGAAGCAUCAAUAGAGAUCCAAACCUCUGCAGCAGGACGAUAUAGUCUGUCUGGAACUUUUAUUUUUGGCCAUCACCAUUAUUUCAUGAAGACAGUCACCAGUAUCAAAUCCUUCCAUCAAGUUUCAAGAGUGCCAUUCAUGAUUUCAAAAAUAACUACGUCUUCAGAUUUACGAUCUGACUACAUUAUUUUAAAUCCAAAAACACUUAAUUACAAACCAUUAAGGAGAGAUCUUCCAAUUCGCCAUAAAAGAUCUGGGACGGUGUAUACAGUGGAAUUGUUUCUAACUGUAGAUUACAGCAUUUACAAGUUUUGGUAUGAACAGAACAACAACAUCUCCAGUAGCGGGGAGAGACGAAACGCAGCCAUUAAUGACAUAAAGCAGUACUACGCUUUCCUUCUUAAUGGAGUCGAUGCCAGAUACAAGAAUUUACCAGGGUCCACUGAUACCAUCAAUGUCAUAUUUGCAGGGAUUUAUAUUGCUGAGACAGCUGCCUCUUGGAGUGGGAGUUUGGACAGCCUGAAUAGAUUAGAUGCCAUGUCUGCUGGUGACGCCUUUGAAAAAUGGCGGACGUCACAAGUAAAUUCCAAUUCCAUUCCAGAUCACGACCAUGCUAUGCUGUUUACAAGGUAUAACCUGGCUCUUCACAACCAAACUGCUGCUACAGGAUUUGCAUACGUCUCCUCUGUGUGCUCAGAAGGCUCAAUUUCUUUAGUCGAGGAAAAAUUUGACUUGAUUAGUUACACCGUUGCUGCGCACGAAUUGGGUCAUAGUUUAGGGGCCACCCACGAGGGUGUGGGGACAAACACAUGCCCAGAUGAGGGAUACGUCAUGUCUGCUGUAAGCAGACCCCAUGAUAAAUCCACGAAUCCCUGGAGAUUUUCCUCCUGUUCUGUUAGCCAAAUAGCCAAUUACAUCAACUCUUUGUCACCCAAUUGUCUCUUGCAAGAAACAUCAUCUGUGGAUCGCAAUUCACUACAAACUUUCGAAAGUAUACCACUGGGACAGAAGUACCAAGCGGACCAACAGUGUGAGCUCAGUUUUGGUGCUGGUGCUCUUACCUGCAGGGAAUUUUACAAUUCCUCGAAUUAUCAAGAAAUAUGCACGACUCUGUAUUGUAAGGGACAGGGAAGUACAGGUUGCGAUACCAUUCUUCCUGCAGAUGGCACCACCUGUGGGAACCGAAAGUGGUGCCAAAAUGGUGUAUGCACGUACAACAGUUCUAGCCCCGCAGCAGAUGAGACCUGCUUAUUUGGGGACGAGCCAGGGACUGUGUGUACCCAGAUAAAGUCUAAUUCUUGGGAUUGCUAUGGUAACGACUACCGUAAAUGCUGUCAUUCUUGCGAGUCAAUCAGAUCCAGCGAUGCCAACUGUCCCUUUGGAGACCGUGCUCCCGGUUGUUCUUUCCUAACAACUGAUAAUCGCAUUCAUUGCUACGAUCUUGAUACGUAUUCGGAAUGCUGUGGCUCUUGCAAAAACCUCUCUACAAAUAUUUCAGGCUGCGAGUAUGGUGAUAGGGUAGAGAAUUGUGAUGCACAGAACAGUUGUUCAGGUCAACAAGCGUCAACGAACUGUUGUGCUACAUGUAACAAAGUGGUAUCUACAACAACAUCUAGAACAGGUACCUCCGGUACAACUAUUACCUCAACAACAACUUCCACAAGUCAAUCAACAACACCAACAACGAUCUCCACAACUACAUCUACAUCUGAGUUUAGCAGAACGACAAAACCAGUAACAACGACUCAGUCUCCAACAUCAACGGCUAUUAGUACUACAUCUACACAUGUCCCAACAACAGUGACAACUCCAGCAACAACAAAACUUACAAUUACUAUUUAUACACCAUAUCCCACUACAACAACCACAACAAUCGCUACAACAGCAACAACCGCUCAAUCUCCAACAACAUUAUUGACUGUUAGUACUACUACUCUUUCAUCUACACAUGUCCCAACAACAGUGACAACUCCAGCAAUAACAACAAGCUACACAACAAAACAUACAACUACUACAACAAACCCCACAACAAAACUUACAACUACUACACCACAUCCCACGACAACAAGCACAACUACGGCCAAAACAACAACAACUGCUCAAUCUCCAAGAACAUCUACUAUCACCACCUAUUUAUCUCCACAUAUCGGAACAACAACACCAGCAAAGACAACAAACCCCACAACAAAGCAUCCAUCUAAUACAACUACUGCACAAAUACCCACAGCAACAAGCAUAACAACUACUACCUUUCCAUCUCCAACAACAUCGACUAUCACCACAGCUGCUUCUACAUCUGCACAAACAACAACUAGACCAAUGCAAACAACAAGCACGAAAGCUACACUUCGAUCUACAACGAUAACAAAAGAAGCAACAACAAUGCUUAAGCCUACUACAGAAAUUACAACAGCAGCAAAACCUACAAUAAAAUCUACAACCACUGCUGCCAAGACAACAUCAAUAACAUUUAUAUCGACAACAGAUGCCCAAACUUCAAGUACGCCCUUAGUGUUCACACCUACUGAGUCUGACAGCACAACAACUGAAUCCAUACAGUUGGCCACGCCCAGAAACUUAGCCCCUGGUGAAGAGACGCCAAUCAUUAAAGAACCGUGGUUUGUGGCCCUUGUAGCAGUACUUGGAGUUAUUUUUGGUUUUGUGUUGUUUGCGGCUUUUCUAUACGCUCUUAGGAAAAAAUAUCAGCUCAGUAGAAACUCUUUGAAAUUACACAAGAAGCACGUCAGUCUUGGAUAUGAGAAUCAUCGAUACAGUUCAAGUAAUCUGUUUGAAAUUCCACCUGAAAUAGACAAAGAUGUAGACGAUGAAUAUAAUGAGAUACCAUAUGAGAUGUUAUAUCGGGAACACAACAAGAAAAUGGCGGCAAUCAGUCAAAUAUAAACACAAGUCUUUCAAAUAUUAAUGCCACAUCAAAAAACCCUCACACGCCUUCUUCAUCAGAUACAUCGGAAGAUCAGCAACUUUCAGAAACUUUGAAUGGUCAGACAUUUGAAAAAGAUUUGUCAGUGAAAGACAGACCUUCUCAAGACGAAUUUUCAACCAUAAAAUACAGGGAUAUUCGACAUGCUACUUCAUGUGCAGUAACAGUUGUCUCAAAUCAAAACUAUACUGACAUCAACUGCAUACAAUCCCAGAAACGCGGGGACUGGCCAAAUCAUACCGAGAUCCCGUGAAAGACGAUUCCCUCCCAUUAGUCAAGGACUUCCAAAGACCUACAGGUCCCUUAUCCUUGGUCGGGUUGGUCAAAAAAUAGUGAUGGCUUGUUAAAACAAGUCAACUUACGGUGCUUUUUCAUUGUCUCUGAACUUUGAUCGGCGUCAUUCCUUUCCUCAUCCAGCAGUACGUGUGUAGAUGUUCACUCACCCUCACCCAGAAAUUCAAAAACAAGAGGGACUAUCUAGAUCUGGUGUAAAUAUCACAGUGGGGAAAAUCAGGCACCUAUCAGCAGCAAUGGGGACAAAGUCGAUCAAGUGAAUAAAUUAAAACCUCAAAAAAGACUCACAAAACAAGGAUUCAACCUUUGUAACAUACCGAGUACGAUUGAAAGCAUAAAUCAAUACUUUUAAAACUUUUCCUCUCCAUUUAAAUACAAAAAAAUCUUAAAUUACUGAAGCAAAUUCGAUCAAAUUAAACAAAUAAAAGACCUGUUUAUUAGAAAAAUAACGUUGUAAAUGUUUCAAAUAGAAUCACAAAUGAUGAAUGUUUUGACUAUAACCCAGAGUAUAUCACUGCAUAGAAAUAUACAAUUUUUGCUCACUUGGGCUAAAGGUCCUUUUGAGCCAUUUAGCUGUCUGUGGCCAAAGUUCUUUAUGUAAAGUUAACACUCUACUACAUCAAGCUACCUUCAACAAAAUUAGAAGCAAAUCUUUUUACUUCAAUACAGUGAAACUUGUUUAAUCCAGAUAUUGUGUAUUCCAAUAUUUUGUCUAAUGUGAUGUAAACUUUAAGGUUCAUAAACCCUCUGCUCACUCAUAUAAAAUGUUGCUUGAACCUUAAUGAUUUUCCAAAAGAAAUGUAUUUUAUAAGUAAAAUACAAACAAUUAUAGCACAGAUACUGCGGGGCAAAAUUGGACAAAAAAGACACUUCAACUUGGCAAAUUUAUAAAGGAAUAAUAGACAUUUAUAUCAUUAAGAGUUAUCUCUCUAAUCAGAGUA